Truncatella angustata is the source of this 1059-nucleotide messenger RNA. Its product is annotated as tyrosinase. The record is from RefSeq and is a predicted model, not a curated record. Gene Ontology annotation, molecular function: oxidoreductase activity. Bases 1 to 1059 code for a protein of 352 amino acids. NCBI's taxonomy places the organism in Eukaryota, Fungi, Ascomycota, Sordariomycetes, Amphisphaeriales, Sporocadaceae. The transcript is spliced from 3 exons.
AUGAAGACCGCUGUUGCCGUACUGUUGAUAGGUACUACCACUGUCGCAUCUGCGGCUUGCGUUGGGGCGCCGACCCCAGCAAAAUUGGCUGCCGCCGCGUCUAUCUCUGACCGACCAACAUUCUUCAACAAUACAUGUACGGCUGACAACCUCACUAUCCGAAAAGAAUGGCGCAACUUGGCCGCAGAGGAGAAGUCAGCUUAUCUCGAAGCCCAAAACUGCCUAAUUGGACUUCCGGCGGGGACAUCGUUAACCGGUGUCACCAACCGUUUCAGUGACCUCCAGGCGCUGCACCGCGAUAAAACCAACACAACAAUCAACGGAGUCUAUGUUGGCGACAUUAUUCACAGUGUUGGACAAUUCCUUCCCUGGCACCGAUAUUAUAUCCACGUACACGAGACCAUGUUGCGGAACGAGUGCAACUACACGGGCCCCAUCCCCUGGUGGGAUGAGGCACUUGACUCGGACACUGGCAACGCAUUCCGCUCCGAGAUGUGGAACUCCGAUGCAUUUGGUGGUAACGGCACUGGCUCAGAUCUCUGCGUCGUCGAUGGUGCAUUCGCAAACUACACCGAGCACAUUGGCCCCGGCUUAACGGACACGGAUUACUGCCUUGACCGAGCAUGGGACAACGCCUGGGCCAUUCGGACCACCGACUCCGCUGCCGUCCGAAACUGCUCCCGCCAUGAUGACUAUGAGAACUUCUGGCGCUGCUCCGUCGAUGCGGCCAGCUCUCAUAAGGGUAUGCAUACCGCUGUAGGAGGUCUCAUGGGCGAUAAGGACACUUCUCCCGGCGAUCCGAUCUUUUUCCUUCACCACUAUUACAUCGACCGUCUGUGGUGGCAGUGGCAGACAGCCAACCCUGACUCUCGCAUGUACGAUAUUUCCGGCACGACCUUCAACCAAACGUACCUUACUGAGACCGGAAAGGAUGCACCGGCUGCUACAGAGGCGACCCUGGACUAUGUACUCAACGUCGCUGACAUCUUGGACGACGUUGUCAUUGAGGAUGUCAUGAACGCUCAGAACGGUCUGCUGUGUUAUGAGUAUGAUUACUAG